UAUACUGUGAUACAGACACAGCUAUACACUUGCAGCCUUAGUAACCAGCAGCUGAUACACGGCACCAUGUCUAUUAAGAAGAUUCAUGCUAGGGAGAUCCUCGACUCCAGAGGGAACCCAACUGUUGAGGUUGAUCUCUAUACAGCUAAGGGUCUCUUUAGAGCUGCUGUACCCAGCGGCGCCUCCACUGGAAUUUAUGAAGCUCUGGAACUGAGGGAUGGUGAUAAAUCUCGUUAUUUAGGAAAAGGAGUCCUGCAGGCUGUAGACCACAUCAAUAAAACAAUUGUCCCAGCCCUCCUGGAAAAGAAAUUAAGUGUGGUGGAGCAGGAGAAGAUUGACAAAUUUAUGUUGGAGCUUGAUGGGACAGAAAACAAGUCUAAAUUUGGUGCCAAUGCCAUCUUGGGUGUAUCACUGGCUGUCUGCAAAGCCGGUGCAGCAGAGAAAGGCGUCCCUCUGUAUAGACAUAUUGCUGACCUGGCUGGGAACGCAGACCUCAUCCUCCCUGUCCCUGCAUUCAAUGUAAUCAAUGGCGGCUCACAUGCUGGAAACAAGUUGGCCAUGCAAGAGUUCAUGAUCCUUCCUGUGGGGGCAACCACCUUCCGUGAGGCAAUGCGCAUUGGUGCAGAGGUCUAUCACAACCUUAAGGCAGUCAUCAAAACAAAGUAUGGCAAGGAUGCCACCAAUGUAGGGGAUGAGGGAGGCUUUGCUCCCAACAUACUGGAGAACAAUGAAGCUCUAGAGCUUCUGAAGGCAGCCAUAGAGAAGACUGGAUGCACAGAUAAGAUUGUUAUUGGCAUGGAUGUUGCUGCAUCUGAGUUUUACCGCAAUGGCAAAUAUGACUUGGACUUCAAAUCUCCUGAUGACCCAAGCCGUUAUAUCAGUGGGGAGAAGUUGGGAGAUCUCUACAAGAGCUUCAUAAAGGGUUACCCUGUUGUUUCCAUUGAGGAUCCAUUUGAUCAGGAUGACUGGGAGACAUGGAAGAACUUUCAAGCUACUGUUGACAUCCAGAUUGUUGGUGAUGACCUGACUGUUACUAACCCUAAAAGAAUCCAGAAGGCAGUUGAACAAAAGGCUUGCAAUUGUCUGCUCUUGAAGGUCAACCAAAUAGGAUCAGUCACAGAAUCCAUCCAGGCGUGUAAGCUGGCUCAGUCCAACGGAUGGGGUGUGAUGGUCAGCCACAGGUCUGGAGAGACUGAAGAUACUUUCAUAGCUGACCUAGUAGUUGGGUUGUGCACGGGACAGAUCAAGACGGGUGCCCCAUGCAGGUCAGAGAGACUGGCAAAGUACAAUCAACUGAUGAGGAUUGAGGAGGAACUAGGUGACAAGGCUAAGUUUGCUGGUCGUAACUUCAGAAACCCCAAGGCCAAGUAAAAAGCUUCACCCUCUUAAUCAGAUGUUCCCUUAAUCCUGAACAUUCAAGGCAACAGAAGAUCAUCGAUCUCCAAGAACAAGGGAGCACUUCCCAUCAGUCAAUUCUAUUCCACCUGUGUCGUCCUCCUAGAAUGCUGUAGAGAAACAUUCUGUUCUACACUAUGAACAUCAUUCCACCUCAUGUAAAGUUAAAAUUCACCCUGAAGCUUCCUUAAAUGUUGUCUUGAUAUUAAUGUAAGAGUGUAUGUCUAGAACUGUAAAUAUAAAUGUUCUCUUCAUAGAGGAAGUCUCAUCACUUGACCCCUUAAACCACUGUAUGGAUAUCUGAAUGUUCAUGGAAUACCUGACUUGUCUUUGUGUGAAUAACAUCUGUAGCUGUACUAAUUUUCAUGUAAAGAGAAAGUGUACACUCUUACAUUUCUCAGGCAGCAUUAUCUAGCCUGCAAGGGUUUGUGCAAAAAUAAAGUAGUUAAAUAAACUAACAAGUAA
This is a messenger RNA of Bombina bombina (fire-bellied toad), 1860 nucleotides long. RefSeq names its product beta-enolase. NCBI's taxonomy places the organism in Eukaryota, Metazoa, Chordata, Amphibia, Anura, Bombinatoridae. Bases 67 to 1371 code for a protein of 434 amino acids. Gene Ontology annotation, cellular component: phosphopyruvate hydratase complex. Gene Ontology annotation, molecular function: magnesium ion binding; phosphopyruvate hydratase activity. The transcript is spliced from 12 exons. Gene Ontology annotation, biological process: glycolytic process. The record is from RefSeq and is a predicted model, not a curated record.